AUGGCAGAUGAAAGUAGAGUAAGUGAUGCUGGUUCAAGUGAAAGUUUACCAAUUACAGUAGAUAGCAACACCAAUACCAUGGAUACUCAAGAUUCUAUGAAAAGGAACGCCAUGCAACCUAGGUCUGAUGUUUGGAACCAUUUUGAUAAAUUUGAGGUUAAUGGGGUUGGGAAAGCAAGGUCUAGAUAUUGUAAGCAAGCUUAUGCUGCUAAUUCAUCUAGGAAUGGAACAAAAGGAUUGAAGAAUCAUUUGCUUAGAUGCAAAGAAUACCCACUUAACAUUGAUAAAGAUAAUAGUCAAACAAGGUUAAAUUUUCAAUCUUGCCAAAAUGAUGAAGGAUCACUUUGGAAAUUUGAUCAAGAAGUGGUUAGGAGGGCCUUAAUUGAGAUGAUAGUUAUUGAUCAACUACCGUUUAGCUUUGUAGAUGUCACGAUCCUAAACCAGACCCGGUUGUGA
Molecule: messenger RNA, 456 nt
Organism: Nicotiana attenuata
Lineage: Eukaryota; Viridiplantae; Streptophyta; Magnoliopsida; Solanales; Solanaceae
Exons: 1
Coding region: 1-456 (151 amino acids)
Molecular function (GO): DNA binding
Source: RefSeq, a predicted model, not a curated record